Molecule: messenger RNA, 2649 nt
Organism: Gordionus sp. m RMFG-2023
Lineage: Eukaryota; Metazoa; Nematomorpha; Gordioida; Chordodea; Parachordodidae
Exons: 12
Coding region: 146-2536 (796 amino acids)
Cellular component (GO): nucleus
Molecular function (GO): protein binding; endonuclease activity
Source: RefSeq, a predicted model, not a curated record
UAUCACUAGAAAAACAGUUGAUAAUAUUUACAAUGAAAAUUUAAAACCAAAAUUUAACAUCUCUGAAUUUGAUGUUUUUCAAAAAAAUAUUUCUUUUCAAACAAACAAAUAUGAUUUUGAACUCCUUUACAAAAUAAAUUCUGGGAUGGUUAAAGGCUUGCAAAGACUUAAGGUUAUUGUUGCCAAUACUUGUUCUAAUAAUAUAAUUAAUGACUGCCAAGGUAUUUCAAUAUCUACUUGUUUGGCUAAUCAUACAUUUACCCAAACUCGUCACAAAAAUACCAUUGCUUCAAGUACUCAAGGAAAAAAAUGCAUCAAAGGCUUUUAUGAUAAUUGUUUAGGAAAAACACAAGAUUACUCUCUCUGCAUAUCAGGACAACCCAUUUCUAGUCAUAAUGAUCCUCUUUUAACUAAUGUUAAUAGUUUAAAUAAUGAUUCAAAAUUAUGGCCACAUUAUAAUGAAUCCAUAGAUAAAUAUUCUGCCAAAGAUACUUUAUCAACCCAUAAUUACAAGGUAACUAACCAAGUAGGGAAUGAUUAUAUUGAAAAUGACAUGAAGCUUUUAAUAUCUAUGUUUCCAGAAGUCAAUAGUUCUCAUAUUGAAUUUGUAUUCAAAAAUUGUAACAAACAGAUUAGCCAAGCUGCUCAUAUUAUCUUGGAAGAGAACAAUCCAAAUUACAAAUUAUCGUUGGUAAGUAACCAAGUCUUAAGCACAACAUUCCCUAUAAAACUAACAAAUAACGAUGAAUAUUCAACAAAUUUAAAGUUAGAGGAAAGGACUGCAAAAAAAUCUGGAAUAAAAUCCAUGGCCGAAUUGUUACCUAGGCUUGAUCAAAUAAAACCUUUUUAUCCAAGCAAUUUUCAAACCUCACUGCAGCCAUCUUUUUCUACAAAUAAUUACGUUGACGAGUCAUAUCCUAAAGAGGGAGAAGAAUAUGACACUGUUCCUACACAUCUCACGAAUUCAGAUUUAUCGCAGAUUAACUCCUUAAAUAUCGAUACAUCGGUUCAGGAUGAACUAAAUAUCGCCGAGAUUCAAGUCCCAAAUUAUGAUAGACAAUCAAUAUCUUCAUUUCAUCCUGUCACCAUUCCAUUCGUACUUGAUAAAGAAUUUUUGAUUAAUAUGCAACAGACCUAUAAGAUCCCUCCAAAACCUUUUACAUCUGAAACGUUAGAAUUUUUUGAACGCUCCAUCGAUAUCGAUACAUCCAUGGCUCAAAGAUUAUAUUUUAAAUGGGUUUCGGCUCAAGAAUAUGAUCCAGCAUUUAAUGAAAUCUUUUACCACGAGAAUUCAAAUUCUGAUAUCACAACUAACGAUGGAAUAAGUGGGUUUUUUGAAGCGGAUUUGGCUCGGCAAGGCUUUCCAUUGCAAACGUCUUCUAAUGAUUGCAGUUGUUAUCUCAACCCAGCCUUCAAUACCAAGAUGUUUCAUAAUACCUUGAUUAAAUCCCCUAAACCACUCUCACAAAUAAUCGACGAAGAAAAACAUAAAGAUUUCAAUAUGGACAACUGCCAUAUUUCAGAUAUCAAUAAUUUGGAUAAUUCUAGCAAUUUGAAGGAGACCGUACCAAAUUUAAGCUUAGCUAACUUGCUUAAAAGAAAUUUAUUAACUCGGCAAUUUCCUGGAUUAAACUCCGCUCUUUUAGAUGAAUUGUUUGCCGGAUUUAAUUUUGAUCUAGAGGCCGUCAGUGAUUUUGUGAAUUCUCAACUUGUACCUUUUACCAUUGACUCUAAUGUGACUCCUACUUAUUGCGAUUUAUUAAAACGAACAAAACCGAAAGUAAAAACUGCGCUUAUUGAAAAUCCAAAUCAAACACCAAAUUCCGUUGAUUUAAUUGAUAUCGAAGAAGAGGAAUGUCAAGAUAGCGAAGAUGGGGAAUUAUAUAUCGAAAACAUAUAUCGUCAGAAACCCGAGUAUUUAUCCACCCGGGACAUAUCGAUUCAGGUUCUCUCCCUCAUAAACAAAAAUUUAGUCGAUACAGUCAACAACAAAUGUUUUUCUAGUUCCUCCAAUAAAGUCGUCGGCAAUCAAAGAGCUUUAGUAUAUGAUUGUUUGAGGGAAAAGGCUUUUGAAUUUCAGAAAAUUAAGAACGAAUAUUUGGUUAAAGCCGAUCAAUCGGCCAACUCUACCAACAAGCUCUUUCGGUCAGGCAUAGCUCAAUAUUACAGGCAAACAGCUAAGGAAUACGAUACAAAAUUCAAAUUAGAAAGCCAAAAAGCUGUGAAUAAUAUUUUGAGAACUAAUAAUUACGGACAACCUAGAAAUACUUUGGAUUUACACGGUUUACAUGUUUCAGAAGUGUUGGCAGUACUUAAAAAAUACAUUUAUUGGGCACAAGACAAAAUUAUCAAUAAAAACUUCGAAUCAUACAAAUUGAAUAAAUUGACAGUCAUAACUGGUCGGGGCAAAACUAAAUCAUCUCAGCACUCACGUCUGAAUUACGCCGUUAGAAAUUAUCUCACCACAAAAGAUUAUCCUCCUUUUGAAGAAACUAAUCCGGGAACAUUUACUCUUUAUUUGGUUAAAAAGGCUUAAACCGAUUAGAAAAUAACUAAAAUUAACCCAUUCUGGUCUUUAUUAAAUAUGCAAAAAACUUUUGUACGUAAUUUUUCAUACAUUUUUUAAAAAGUUAAUUAUGUGAAUCCUAA